AUGGGCUUAGUAUUGCACGUGUUUCUCGCUGUGGCACUUGCUUGCGGAUCAUACCUCGCCUACGUUUCUUAUGUAUCUCCUACUGAUGAGGUCAGAGUGGAGGAGAAUGGUUGGUUUGGAGAAGGUGAAGUGCGUCCAGAUGAUCUGAGCGUGUACCCGUUUGAAGUGAAUGUCACACCAGAUGCACUCCAAGAUCUGAAACUACGGCUAGAACGGAGUCGUAUCAGUCACACCCAUCUAGAAGACUCAGAUGAUUUCUGGUAUGGAUUCAAUUCCAACGAAUUGGAGGUAUUCAGGCAGUAUUGGUUGAAGAGUUACGAUUGGAAGAAGCACGAGAAGAUUAUCAACCAAUUCAGACAGUUUAAAACUGAGAUUGAAGGCGUCAAGAUCGCUUUCGAAGUUGUUGCCCCGUCGAUUCCUGGCUACGGAUGGUCUGACCAACCAAAACGAUCAGGCUUUAGCCAGGUAGCAUGCGCUCGGGUUUUCCGAAAGCUGAUGGAGCGGCUCGACAUCAAGAAGUUUUAUCUGCAAGGAGGCGACUGGGGAGCGCUAGUCACUAGCAAUCUCGCUAAACUCUACCCAGCUCAGGUAUUCGGCCUUCAUUUGAACAUGCUAGCAGCUUUGCCCGAUGCUUCGUUGAAGGUGGCAGCACUCGAAAUUUUCGGAUCAUUUUUUCCAAAGUGGGUAUUCUCUUCUGCUUCUCACCACAAUUACAAUUUGUUCGCAACGAUGGCGGCUAUCAUCACUGAGAGCGGGUACAUGCACAUUCAGGCAACUAAACCAGAUACUGUAGGGGAUUCUGGAAUGAUUCCUUUGGGUAAUGACUCUGAAGUUUUUCACAGCAAUAGAACGCAAAGACGCUAUUACAACCGAACUGCGCUUAACGAUUCUCCAAUCGGACUGGCUGCUUACAUCCUAGAGAAGUUCUCCACGUGGACAAAUUCAGACCAUAGGGCACUGGCAGAUGGAGGUUUAACCAAUCUCAUCGCAACGAUUUUAUCGCGAAUUCUUCCUGGACGAUCGGAACAGAGCUUUACAGAAGCAGUAUCUUGCCGUUCCGACUGCACACUUUUCUGCAUUGAAAGAGUAUCGUUCGACAGGACGCCACCUGAGAUCUCUUCCGUGCUGUACAAUCUCACUCACUACACGGAAGCAGAGGAUGUCGGACAUUUUGCUGCCUUUGAAAUGCCUCGUCCGCUUGCUGUUGAUAUUUUUGAUUUUGUAAAGAAACUAGAGCGC
Messenger RNA from Ostertagia ostertagi, 1239 nucleotides. The record is from the annotation of a GenBank genome assembly. Lineage: Eukaryota; Metazoa; Nematoda; Chromadorea; Rhabditida; Trichostrongylidae.